ACAAGAGAGAUGUUUCUCUCGCUGUAGCAGCCAUCAUUUUACUCAACACAAAUCCACCCUAAAUAAAGAAAGAAGCGCGGAGAUAAAACCGAAAAGUCAUGGACUAGCAGAGGAAUUAUCUAGGAGUGGUUAUUUUAUAUACUUUUUGCUUUUUUGAUUUUAUUUACCAUCUUUCAAAUUGUACAGUUGCGUUCAGUGGGCUACGUUUAGGUUCGGCAAAAGUAAAAUAAGACGAGGUGGGCUUGACCAACACGUGUUGACCUAGUCUCCUAGCAACAACUGGCACCGCGAGGACGGGGGCAGCCACCUGAUUGGUUGAGAAGGCUGCUGUGGGGGAGGGUCCACAGCGUUGGGAACUUUUUUUUUUCCCCCAUUUUUUUUUUUUUUUUUUUUUUUUUUUAUUGCGGUGGGGGAAAGGUUGCUCGGAGACCCACCCGGAGCAUGGGGCAGAAGGUUCCCGGAGGAAUCAAGACUGUGGACAUGCGGGACCCGGCGUUUCGCCCCCUGAAACUGGAGCUGCAGGCCCUGGACUGCACCAAGCCCGCCCGGCUGGACAUGCUGCUGGACAUGCCCCCUGCCACGGCUGAGGCCCAGGUGCAGCACUCCUGGAACAACGACGACCGCUCGCUCAACAUCUUCGUGAAGGAGGACAACAAGCUGGUCUUCCACCGGCACCCGGUGGCCCAGAGCACGGACGGGAUCCGGGGCCGCGUGGGCUACACCCGGGGCCUCCACGUGUGGGAGAUCAGCUGGGCCAUGCGCCAACGCGGGACGCACGCCGUCGUGGGCGUUGCCACGGGCGACGCGCCCCUCCAUUCUGUAGGCUACACCGCGCUCGUGGGCAACACCCACGAGUCCUGGGGCUGGGACCUGGGCCGGAACAAACUCUACCACGACGGGAAGAACCAGCCCUGUAAAACCUACCCCGCGUUCCUGGAGCCCGACGAGACCUUUAUUGUACCCGACUCUUUCCUAGUAGUUCUGGACAUGGACGAGGGCACCCUCAGUUUCAUUGUGGACGGACAGUAUUUGGGAGUUGCUUUCAGAGGACUUAAGGGCAGGAAACUCUAUCCCGUAGUCAGUGCGGUGUGGGGACACUGUGAAAUCCGAAUCCGCUACGUCAACGGACUCGACCCGGAGCCCCUGCCUCUGAUGGACCUCUGCCGCCGCUCGGUCCGAAUGGCGCUGGGGAGGGAACGCUUGAGCGAGAUUCACGGACUUCCCCUGCCCGCCUCCCUCAAGAACUACCUGCUCUACCAAUGACGACGGGAGCAGGUCUUCGCAGUGGCAGUCUGGGACAUACCCCCCCCCCCCCCCCCACCCCCCUGUGUCUGCCAUCCUGGCCCUGGCGUCAGCAGAUACGGUCCCCCUCACACACACACACACACACACACACACACACACUUUUUAUUCCUCACCAGCCCAACCCGUCACUCCAAUGAAUCUUCUGUUUUAAAUGCGGGAACAUGUAAAUUCUUAGCAUUGUCAAUUUAUUUCAGAAAAGAAUUGCAACUUCCUGUCCCAGACCCCUUGCCCUGCCUUGCUUUUAGCUGUACUGGAAAUGUUUCUUGGGGCACGAGGACUGUUUUUGCGUUGACGCACACCCUGCGGGUUUAAACAAGCCAUCCAGGGUAUGAUGUAUGGAUGUUGUUAAGGAGUUAUGAGUUGAAUGCAGCCAUGGAUGUUUAUUGAACAGCCUCCUCUAAACGAAUACUUGAUUGUCUCACCUCUUGGCCCUGCACACACCUUUUGAUCGAACGGUUAAUGACUUUUACAGAUCUAGUUCAUAUGCUCCCCCCCUUCCUCAUCCCAAAGUCUGACCAUUUUGCUGGUAUUGAUGACUUUGACUUUUCUGUCAGUCAAUGAAGAUUGAUAAUGUAUGACCAGUUGGACCAUUAAAAUAUUCCUUUUUAUGAAUGCUGUUAGUGUCCUGGCCUGAAACCUACACUGUCAUGUCAUGAUCAUUCAGAAUGAAUUUUAUAAUAAAAAUAUAAAAAUAAAAAACUAUGUUAUGCAUCUUGGAAAGAAAGAAAAACAAGGCAUCAGUAAAUGGGCUGCAAAUAAAAACACUUGACCCUCUGUUCCUCACAGUCACUCCUGCAGAGACUUGCAAUAUUUUAAAGUCUUUUUAAAGCACUGCUCCAAGGUCGAUGGCAUGGGUGCAGCCAGGAGACGGACACAGACACUCACGCACGCGCGCACACACACACCUACGCAUGUACACGUAUAAGCAUGCACACGCGUGCGCAUACGCGCACGUCCUGAUUGUCGUGGCUUUAAUCCGGUCCCGGAGUACCUGCGUUGACAUUUUUGUUUUUACGUACCAACGUGGGGUGUUCCCCCACACACCGCGCCCAUACAUCAGGUUCUUAUCGCAAUAUCUGAAGUGCCUGUUUCGUGCAGUACCGGUUUAAUGCGUUUUUAAUGUAAAAACCGAUCAUUUCUUUAAAUGAUCACGACACUGUGAUGGGCUCCGUAGCAUAAACCCAUCAGGAUGUCUUACAGCUCAUUUUCUCUAAACUCUUUAUUCUGUAGAAAAAAGACUACAUUGAUCUGAUCAGAUGUCCAAAAAUGUGCGGGGGGUGGUUUGUGUUUGUACGUGGUCUAUGAAGAUUAUUUUAAUGGAGGCUGAGGGAGUUGAGCUGGGUUCAUGGCGCUAAGAUUUUAAACUGUAUAUGUGGUGAUGCUGCUGUAUGGUGCCUUGUUAAUGAAUCAUCCGUUGUAAUUUCUCGUUGGGAGGCAAUGUUGGGUAAUAAUGACAAUACAAGGAAAAUGUUGUGCAGCCCUUUUGACUUUUUGACACAGAGAGGCUGAAAAUUGCCAAGAUGUCGUGUUUUUCUUCGUAGACUUUCUCUUAACAAAUUUGUUUUUUGAUGUGCGAUUGUAGUUGUCUGGCAUUCAUUUCUGUUAUGCAUGGAUGCAGAGCGCUGCUCCUUCUAUCUUUCUGGCCUGCACAGUAUCAUUUCCUUUGUAUUCAGUGCUGUAGAUAAUGUUGGUAACUACCUAAUAAAGUUUAUUAUAAAUUA
Messenger RNA from Conger conger (European conger), 3026 nucleotides. RefSeq names its product SPRY domain-containing SOCS box protein 1-like. Gene Ontology annotation, biological process: proteasome-mediated ubiquitin-dependent protein catabolic process. Gene Ontology annotation, cellular component: SCF ubiquitin ligase complex. The coding region runs from base 442 to 1263 and encodes 273 amino acids. Gene Ontology annotation, molecular function: protein binding. The transcript is spliced from 4 exons. NCBI's taxonomy places the organism in Eukaryota, Metazoa, Chordata, Actinopteri, Anguilliformes, Congridae. The record is from RefSeq and is a predicted model, not a curated record.